UACUCGAUUUAACCAUGCCUGAUCAAGUGAAAGCGCCCAAGAAAGGCUCCAAGAAGGCCGUCUCCAAGGCCACGAAGAGCGGAAAGAAGAGGAAGAGGAGCAGGAAAGAGAGCUACGCAAUCUACGUCUACAAGGUGCUCAAGCAGGUGCACCCCGACACCGGCAUCUCCUCCAAGGCGAUGGGCAUCAUGAACUCUUUUGUUAGCGACAUCUUUGAGCGCAUCGCCGGGGAGGCCUCCCGUCUGGCUCACUACAACAAGCGCUCCACCAUCACCUCCAGGGAGAUCCAGACUGCCGUCCGCCUCCUGCUGCCCGGAGAGCUGGCUAAGCACGCCGUGUCUGAGGGAACCAAGGCUGUCACUAAAUACACCAGCUCCAAGUAAACCUGCUCGUCUUCAACU
Messenger RNA from Cheilinus undulatus (humphead wrasse), 401 nucleotides. RefSeq names its product histone H2B type 1-O-like. Bases 15 to 383 code for a protein of 122 amino acids. The record is from RefSeq and is a predicted model, not a curated record. Gene Ontology annotation, molecular function: structural constituent of chromatin; protein heterodimerization activity; DNA binding. Gene Ontology annotation, cellular component: nucleosome. NCBI's taxonomy places the organism in Eukaryota, Metazoa, Chordata, Actinopteri, Labriformes, Labridae. The transcript has a single exon.